ACAAAAUUUUGUCAACACAUUUAGUGACCUAUCCAUAGAUAAUGAUUCUAGUUAAAUAUUAAUUUAAGAAGUUGUUGUGGGUUAUUAAACAGAACAAUAAGUAUAUAAAACAUAAUUAAAACAAAGAAUGUAUAUUGCAUCUUUUGUCAAUUUUUUACUAAAGGAUAUGAUCCAAAAUGAGUUGGUUUGAUGCUGCUGGUUUAGCAAAUAUAGCAAAAUCCGCUCUUAAAGAGGCGCAGCGGACUAUAGACAAAGCUUUAGAUAUUAAAGAUGAUGCCACAAUUGCUCCUGCAAAUACUCCAAUUGAUCCAAAUAUAGAAGACUUCUUUGGCAAUUGGGGUAUAACUCAACCUAGUACAAGCAAAGAUGAAAAACAGCAGAUUUCUACUCCCAGUUCCAAGGAAAAAGUUUCAAACAGCAUUUGGGGUUCGUUCACAGGAUCAUUUUUUGAAAAUGCAAAUGAAGGAAACAAAUCACCUUCUAUUACCAGUCUUGAUGACACUGUUGAUGCUGUAGAACCUUUUAGUCAAAGCAAGCUAGUUGUACAAAAUGUUGAAGAACUAGAUAAUGCAAUGUCUGAACUUGGUACAAGUGAGGAAGAGAAAAGAGAAAGCAUAUCUGACCAAGAAAGUUGCAGUGAUUUGAUAGAAGUUAAUUUAGGUGAAAACGAUGGUGGUCAAAAUUCUGUUAAAAGGAGGGAGAAGAACGCAAAUGCCUCACUACUUAACAGAUUAUCUGCUUUAAGUGCAGAAAGUGGUAAAAACAGCUCAGAGAGUGCGGACAUUAUUACAUGCAGCACAGAAUGUACAACAAGUCCAGAAUCCGAAAUGUUAUCAACUGGUCAAUCAAUAUCCACUUCAAGUUCUGCUUUAGGCCUCCAUCCAAAAUCAGAUUCUGUGGAAGUUUUAGGAGAAAGUCUUACAAGUCCAAGUUCCUUAGAAGUACUUGGCACAAAUAGUACAAACAGCAGAAGACAAUCGGAUUAUACAGAUGAAAUUGUUUCUCCAUUACCAUCACCUUGGUCAGAAGAUGAAAAAUCGAGUUCUGCUGAAAAGUUAUCACCUGAAAGUGUCGAAGUUAUUCCUGAAGAUCAAGAUGAAAACAGUGUUGCUGAGGAUACAAUGUCGUAUACGUCGGUAUCUGAGAGUACAUCUGCAACGGUGUUAGAUUCAGCAUUUAAUCCACAUCUAAAACCCCAAAAAAUGCUUAAAGAUACUUUUGGAUUACAAGAGACUUUAAAUGAGAUCAGUAAUGAUGUGCUAGACAAAAAUUAUCCACAUGUCGAUGCUAUUACCAGAGCUCCAGGAAGGAGUACUAUGCAAUUACCUUUAACCCCAGUUCUGAUAGACACUCAGCCUCAGAGCAUCAAACAAGAUUUGCCCGAUAUGUUACAGAAAACAAACAUUAUUGAUAUACCAGCGGAAACUCAAAGUCUUACUCAUUCUGAUAGUCAAAUGAAUAUCUCCACAGAUGAAAGUUCACAAUCGGAUAAAACACUAACGGGCAGUGAUAAUGUGAUGGAAAGUAGUAGUGAUACCAGUACUGCUACCGAGACCAGUAGUACUUCAACAUAUUUGAAAAAUUUAUUGGCGGAUGCAAUGACUGAAAAAAGCAUUUCGGACCAACAAAAUUCACCAAAGAUACCAGUAGUAGAUUCUAGUCAAAAAUCUUUAAUGGAGAGCAUUUCUCUUUCUCAGGUGGAUCCUGUUCCCAGAGAAAGUUCUCCCAUUAGCUCAGAAAGCCGUUCGGAUCUUGUCAAAAUAGGUUCAGAUCAUACUUCAGGCCAUACAUCUGGAGACGAAUUGGAAACAACAACAUCUUCAGAUAUAGAAAUAAUAUCUAGUCCAAAUGGUGAUUCUAGUAGUACACAGAGCAGACAAAGUCCGGCUAAACAAACGUGUACUAGAACUAAAAUGGAGGGCAGUGACUCUUUGUUGGGCAGACUAACGUUGAAAAAAGUCAAAGGACACAACCGAGAGCCUUCAGAGGCCUCAAGUAUUAGUGAUGACCUACAUCCACCAGAAGUAGAUAGGCUGUUGAAGAAGAUUGCAGAAAUAACUGAGAUAUUAGAAUCUAGGGAAUCCAAAUUAAUAGACGUCAAUCGAAGAAACGCUGAACUUCAAGAAGUAAACAGUAGCUUAAAAGACCAGUUAAACACUAUUAUGAGUAAACAAUUAGAAAGCGUCGAUUUGUCACAAGUAACGGACGAAUACACGCAACGAAUAUCCAUAUUAGAAAAGAAAUUCCAGCAAGCAAUUAGAGAAAAGGACAAUUAUAAAAAACAAUUAGAUCAAAUCAAGGUAGAAUCAGCUAGUAGGCUCAGUAAAGGAGAAAUGGAAAGUUUAAUAUCCGAAAAGGAAGAAACAAUCAAGGAAUUAAUUCACGAAGGAGAAAAGUUAUCUAAACAACAGUUGCAGCAUUCCAAUAUCAUUAAAAAAUUAAGGGUGAAAGAGAAGGAGAAUGAGAAUACUAUAAAACAUCUAAAGGAAAGUGUGGAAAGUUUAACCACCGAAUCAGAUCGCCUUAAAAAAUCUUUAACAGCUAAAGACGAAGUUGAAAGAACUCAAAUAGAAGCUAUUAACCAGUUGACGUCGAAAAAUAAAAAAUUAGAAAAUGAAGUUAACAAAUACAAAGGGCAACUCGACGAUUUAACGCAAAAAUAUGAUACAACCAAGAAAUCUUUAGAUGCGGCUAAAAAGGAACUUCAAGAUAAAACCAGAACAAGUAGUGAGUUACAGUUGAGAGAACAGAUGCUUGAUACUUUAGAAAAUCAAAAAAAGGUUACAGAGUUACAAAAUUCUGAACUCGUGGAACAAUUAGAAGAUAUGAGACAGACUUUGAGGCAAUAUGAGGCAAAUAACAUUAAAAAUGAAGAGAAAUCUCGGGAAGACAUAAAUAAACUAAUGAGAAAAUUAGAAGAAGCGGAAACGAGAAAUGAAGAAUUAUCACAAUCAGUAUCAGAAGUCAGCAAACCUUUAAUCAGGCAAUUAGAGUCUUUACAGGCAACACAUUCAAUGAAAUUGGCGGCAUUUGAAAAGGUAGAAGAGGAAUUAACGCUUAAGAUAACUGAAUUGCAAACAAAAUUACAAACAUCAUCAAGUUCAGAAAGAGUCAUCAAGGAUGAGUGCGUUCAACUUAGAUCCAAAUUUUCCGAGAUGGAAAGUCAAAUAAGCAGUUCAAGACAUAAACUGGAGUUAUUGGAAAUGGAAUUACAGCAACAGAAAACUGAAAAACUUAUAAGUGAACAAGAACUUAAUAGUAAGAUCGACCAUUUAAAUAGUGUUAUAAAAGAGUAUCAAGAAACAAUAAACGAAAAGGAAAAGGACGUGUCGAACUUACAGCAACAAUUAAGCUUAGAGAAAACUGCCCAUGACUUGGAAAAAAGACAAAUUGGAACUACAAAUCAGGAACAUAUGAUAGAAAAUCGUGGUAGAUCCUCACAAACGGGUAGUAAUUCCCCAACUUUAAGUUUAGGUAAAGGAUCCAUUGCAGAUUCUAUGACCGGUUCAUUUUGGUCACAAGACGAACCAUUUGAAGUUACUUCUACUCCCAGAUACACAAACAUGUUUGAAAUGCAAAUGCUACAGUCCAGUUUAAAACAACGGGAUGGAGAACUACAGCAGCUACAAUGGGAACUAAAUAGAAGAGAACAAGAACGGUCUCUUCUCAAUAACGAAAUAUCUAUACUACUUACAAAAGUGGAAGAUUUGGAAAGUAGGUGUACGGAAUACGAAAGUUUAAAAUCUAAAUUUACCGAACUGGAACAACAGUACGACACAUUGUGCCAGCUAUACGGAGAAAAGGUGGAACAGAAUGAAGAGUUGAAACUGGAUUUGGAAGAUGUAAAAGACAUGUACAAGAGUCAAAUAGAUGAAUUGUUGAGACAACAAAGAGAAAAUGCUAAGUAAAUACUUCAAAAUUAGGUUAUAAAAUAAAUUGAUGACUGUUAAUGAUGGAGGAAACUAAAGACUUAUAGUGCUUUGCUGCAUAAGUUUUAGUACUACUGGUUUUUAUAGAACAGAAAGAUAUUUCACAGUAAAAGUAGCAUUCAUAUUUUUAUUUCAUCCUAUUAAAUUACAUCGAUAACCGGGUAGUAAGUAAUUUGGUGAUAGUUGUAAUUAAAUUCAUUUGCUUUGAAUUUUACAUCAUUAAGAUGUUUUUUAGCUUUUUGGUACACUCCUUUAUUACUUUGUUUGCAAAUAAGAAUGUAAAAUCAUUAGCAGUUUUCUAUUGGUAUAAGCUGAAAUUCACUUAGCUCUUAAUGAAGAUUGGGUAACAUAUACAAAGUUGGGAUAAAGUAUCAUCAUCAUUAUCCAGCCUUUAUUUAUCACGUCCACUCCUGGACAUAGGCCUCCCUUAAACUCCUCCAUUCUUUGGAGGAUUUUUAAAUCUCCUUAUUGCCUUCGAAACAGUUUUAUUCAUUUCUCUUAGAGUGUGGCUGUCUGCAUUCUUCUCUUUUCAUGUGUCUUCUUUGAUCUAGCAGCGUUUCAGUAUAUGGACUUAUUUUAUUAUCUAAUUUUCUUUUAGGACAGUACACUCGGUGACUUUCUUGUAAGGCGUUUAUGAUACAAUUAUUCAAGUCGUUAAGAUCGUUUUGGAGGUUUCAUGCAGUAGCUUAUUAUUAAUAUGUGCCUGAUAUUGGUUGAUAUCUAAUGGGGAUGUCCAGAUACCAUGAGAUUUAUUUUUAAUCAUUAUGUUUUUUUCUCUUUUUGUGUUGAUUUGGACUUUCGCUCGUAUCAUUCUGUGGUCACUGCGUAUGGUGAACUUGUUAAGUACUGCUACAUCUUUAAUUAUUUUUUUUUGUCACUUAUGAUAUAGUCGAUUUCGUUCCUUGUCAUACCGUUUGGAUUUUCCAGGUCAUAUGUAGGUCAUUUCCCUUGAUCAUGUUUACAAAAGCUACGGAAAACUUAUUUACAGAGACCAUGAGAAAGUCGCCGUUUACUUCCUGACAGUGUACAGGUCUAUUAAUAAAUUUGUGAGUCACUUUUUUUAAGAGUUCUGAGGCAUGUUGGUUACUUAAUGUAAGCACGUGGUUUUAUAUAACCGCAAAGAAAAAAUCUAAGUGGUUAAGGCCCGGAGAACGAGUAGGCCACUCUACUUCCAAUCCAUCGAUUUGAAAAAUUCGCAUUAAAAAAAUCUCUAACCCAUCGAUGGGAAGACGCUCCAUCUUGUUGAAAUCAUUUUGUAGUAACUUACCUUUCUGUUGGAGGGUAGGAAUAAUUUGGUUAUUCAGUAAAUCUUGUUACCAGUCAAGUUUCCGUCUACGAAAAAUGAGCCUAUAAGCAUAUUUUCGACAAUUCCCAUCCAAACAUUCAACUUUUUUGGAUGCUGGAUAUAUGUUUCAUGAAUUCAAUGAGGAUUCUCAUUUGACCAAUACUAGAUUUAUUGCGGUUAGCUGUUUCGUUUAAACAAAAAGCUGCCUCUUCAGAAAAUACUACAAUAACUGCAAAAUGUUUUUCGUCGUUACAAAUGUCCAUCAGUCGCUCGUAAAACUCUAAUUGUAGGAUGAUACUUUUUAAUUCUCAAUAUUUUUCUUACAGAACGUCGAUUUAUACCAUUGUUUAGUGCUAAAUUGGUUAUGGAAGUUUGAGGUGAUUCGUCUAAAUCAAUCGUACUAGACAAAACAUUGAAAGAAAUCUCAUAUCAUGUUCAACAGAUACUAUAACGUUGCAUCGUUUUAAUGCAACUGGG
Messenger RNA from Diabrotica balteata, 5691 nucleotides. The record is from the annotation of a GenBank genome assembly. Lineage: Eukaryota; Metazoa; Arthropoda; Insecta; Coleoptera; Chrysomelidae.